This is a messenger RNA of Ruditapes philippinarum (Manila clam), 2623 nucleotides long. RefSeq lists its product as uncharacterized. The record is from RefSeq and is a predicted model, not a curated record. Lineage: Eukaryota; Metazoa; Mollusca; Bivalvia; Venerida; Veneridae.
AUGUUGAAUAAUCAAAAUCAACCGACACCUGGACCAUUAUCUCACAAUUAUCAACAGCAACAACAACAACAAUUGUUGAACAAUCAAAACCAACCAACACCUCGGCCGUUAUCUCAAAAUUACCAACAGCAACAACAAUUGUUGAACAAUCAAAAUCAGCCAACCCCUGGACCAUUAUCUCAAAAUUACCAACAGCAACAACAAUUGUUGAACAAUCAAAACCAACCAACACCUGGACCAUUAUCUCAAAAUUACCAACAGCAACAACAAUUGUUGAACAAUCAAAAUCAGCCAACCCCUGGACCGUUAUCUCAAAAUUACCAACAGAAACAACAAUUGUUGAAUAAUCAAAAUCAGCCAACCCCUGGACCAUUUUCUCAAAAUUACCAACAGCAACAACAAUUGUUGAAUAAUCAAAAUCAACCAACACCUGGACCAUUAUCUCAAAAUUACCAACAGCAACAACAAUUGUUGAAUAAUCAAAAUCAGCCAACCCCUGGACCGUUAUCUCAAAAUUACCAACAGAAACAACAAUUGUUGAACAAUCAAAACCAACCAACACCUCGGCCAUUAUCUCAAAAUUAUCAACAGCAACAACAAAUUUUGAGUAAUCAAAAUCAACCGACACCUGGACCAUUAUCUGCAAAUUACCAACAGCAACAACAAUUGUUUAAUAAUCAAAACCAGCCAAUACCCGGACCAUUAUCUCCAAAUUAUCAACAACAACAACAAAUGUUAAACAAUCAAAAUCAACCAACACCUAGACCAUUAUCUCCAAAUUAUCAACAACAACAAAUGUUGAAUAAUCAAAAUCAACCGACACCUGGACCAUUAUCUCUUAAUUAUCAACAACAACAACAAUUGUUAAAUAAUCAAAAUCUGCCUACCCCUGGACCAUUUCCCCCAAAUUAUCAACAGAAACAACAAAUUUUGAGUAAUCAAAAUCAACCAACACCUAGACCAUUAUCUUCAAAUUAUCAACAGCAACAACAAUUGUUAAACAAUCAAAAUCAACCAACACAUAGACCAUUAUCUUCAAAUUAUCAACAGCAACAACAAUUGUUGAAUAAUCAGAACCAAGCAACGCACAUGAAUCGACCGAAAUUACAGCAACAAUUUCUACAGAAUAAACAACAUCACCAACAACAACUAAACCCUACACAAGGGCGAAACUCACAAUCUAAUAAAUCGCAACUGUCGCCAUCAAAACAAAAUCAAAAUCCAAAUACAAAACACGCACAACAACGCACGAAUCAGAAAUCAAUGUUGUCUCAAUCACAAACUAUUCUAUCUCAUCAAAAUAUGCAACAACCGCAUCGACAAACGUUUAGCUCCCACACAGUACAGACACCUCUACCACAGAUACCAACUUUAGCAUCCGCAUCAAAACCAGUAAAGUCCAAUGCUGUUCGAGGAAUACCUUUAUCAAUUGAUGGACCUGGGUUAUCAGCUUUUAACCAUGUCCCAUCUACAAAAAGACAACCACAGGCAAAGGGUACAUUGAAAAAGACGCCAACUCCCUUCCCGUCUAGAAAAGUGAACAGUCGAAAAAACGGACAAAGACGAAGAAUUCCACAUGAACGAUACAUAAUGUACAGAUCAACUACCACAUCAUCUCCAAGGCAUUCUGAGAGAAGGAGACAAAGAAAUCAUGGCAAACGUAUUUCUCGCCCUUCAAAAGAAGUAACAACUGUUCCUUCAACAAAUAAUUUCCCUAAACGUCCUCUGAAGCCCAUGCGUUUGUGGAACUCAUCUCCUAAUACUUCUGCUGGAAAUCCGGUAUGGAGACAACCGCUGGAGCAGAUACAGAGAACACAAUCCUCUCAUCCAACACCAAUUGUUCCAAGUCCACCAAAUACACCGUCAACACGAGGAUCUGUCAACGGUGGGAGCUAUAUUAAGAAUUGGUUUCAUCCUAGGAAAUUUGGUAACUCUCACGGCAAUCCACAUGAAUCUGUACAAACAAGUUAUUCCGAAACGGGUAACAGUAUUAAGUCACAAACCAAAAAUAACAAACAGACGGGUUCAGUCGGAAGGCAACGUACACGAUCCGAACAAAUAAUAUCUCAACAAACCAGGAACGGGCGUCGGCCUGGUAUUAGAUUAUUGUCAAAAGACACACAACAGUCUAAAGAUCUACCUAAAAGAAAGAAACAACCAUACAUGAAUAAUGGUCAUUACAGUUUUAAAACUACAGCCAAACCUUCAAUAACGCCUACUUCAGCUCUGCCCGCCCAGAAAUCUAUGGGAUCAGCUGCAAAUUUGCAUAAUAAUGCAUGGAACAAGCCGAAUUCUGCUACAACAGUACCGCCAAUUUAUUCUACAGGCAAUACUUGGAACCAGUAUCCUGAAAAAGAACGACUAUUUUCAGCAACAGCAGACGCUUUCAAACUUGCCCCAGGAACUGUGAAUUUGAGUUUAAACGCACAUCUAAAUAAGAGUAAUGUCCAAAAUAACGUUUCAAAUCAGUCGACUGUAAGCGAUGUGAAGAAAAAUAAAACAAUUUCAAUAACGCAACAUAUAAAAACGUCUAACAAUGCAUCUCAAGGAAGACAUAACCAUGCGCAUGCGCCAAUCAACUUUAAUGUUUUCUUAGAAGUAAAACCUACACCAAAGCCACAAC